Messenger RNA from Manis javanica (Malayan pangolin), 3918 nucleotides. The record is from RefSeq and is a predicted model, not a curated record. NCBI's taxonomy places the organism in Eukaryota, Metazoa, Chordata, Mammalia, Pholidota, Manidae.
CUGCUUACACUGAGGAGGAAGAACGAGAGAGGAUUGCGUGUGCGUGCGUGUGUGUGUGUGUCUGUGUCUGUGUACUUUCUUUCCGGUGGUGGUGGUGGAGGGAGGGGGUGCUAGCAGGGCCAGCCCUGAACUCGCUGGACAGAGUUACAGACCCAUGGGGCCUGGCAGUGCCUGCUGAGCGGGAGAAGACAGCAGAGGGGUUGCCAAGGCACUCUCUGAACUCCAGAUCAUGUCUCUGUGGGGUCUGGUCUCCAAGAUACCCCCAGAAAAACUGCAGCGGCUCUAUGUUGAUUUUCCCCAACACCUGCGGCGUCUGCUGGGUGACUGGCUGGAGAGCCAGCCCUGGGAGUUCCUGGUCGGUGCAGAUGCCUUCUGCUGCAACAUGGCCAGCGCCCUACUUUCCUCCACUGUCCAGCGCCUUCAGGCCUCAGCUGGGGAGCAGGGGGAGGGGAGCACCAUUCUGCAACACAUCAGCACCCUGGAGAGCAUAUAUCAGAGGGACCCACUGAAGCUGGUGGCCACUUUCAGACAAAUACUUCAAGGGGAGAAAAAAGCUGUUGUGGAACAGUUCCGCCACUUGCCAAUGCCCUUCCACUGGAAGCAGGAAGAACUCAAGUUUAACACAGCCCUGCGGAGGCUGCAGCACCGAGUGGGGGAAAUCCGUCUUCUCCGAGAAGCCCUGCAGCAGGGGGCUGAAGCUGGCCAAGUACCUCUGCACAGCUUGAGAGAAACACCUGCCAAUGGGACUGGGCCAAGUGAGGAGCAGGCUGAGGAGGCAGUGUGUGGCCCUGGCUCAGGUCAUCCCUGCCCACAGGCCCUGGCCACGUUGCUGCAGGAGACCAUCGGUGAGCUGGAGGCUGCCCAGGCCCUGGUGCUGAAGAGGAUCCAGAUUUGGAAACGGCAGCAGCAGCUGGCAGGGAAUGGUGCACCCUUUGAGGAGAGCCUGGCUCCACUACAGGAGAGGUGUGAGAGCCUGGUGGACAUUUAUUCCCAGCUGCAGCAGGAGGUGGGGAUGGCUGGCGGGGAGCUUGAGCCUAAGACGCAGGCAGUGCUGAUCAGCCAGCUGGAUGAAGUCCUGCGAACCCUUGUCACCAGCUCUUUCCUGGUGGAGAAGCAGCCCCCACAGGUUCUGAAGACUCAGACCAAGUUCCAGGCUGGGGUUCGAUUUCUGCUGGGCCUGCGGCUCCUGGGGGCCCCAUCCAAGCCUCCACUGGUUAGGGCUGACAUGGUGACCGAGAAGCAGGCGAGGGAGCUGAGCAUGGCCCAGGGACCUGGGGCUGGAGUAGAAAGCACGGGGGAAAUCCUCAACAACACCGUGCCACUGGAGAACAGCAUUCCUGGGAACUGCUGCUCUGCCCUCUUCAAGAACCUGCUUCUGAAGAAGAUCAAGCGGUGCGAGCGGAAGGGCACGGAGUCUGUUACGGAGGAGAAGUGUGCCGUGCUGUUCUCCACCAGCUUCACACUUGGCUCCAGCAAGCUCCCCGUCCAGCUGCAGGCCCUGUCUCUGCCUCUGGUGGUCAUUGUCCAUGGUAACCAAGACAACAAUGCAAAAGCCACCAUCCUGUGGGACAAUGCCUUCUCUGAGAUGGACCGUGUGCCCUUUGUGGUGGCUGAGCGGGUGCCCUGGGAAAAGAUGUGUGAAACUCUGAACCUCAAGUUUAUGGCUGAGGUGGGGACCAACCGGGGACUACUGCCAGAGCACUUCCUCUUCCUGGCCCAGAAGAUCUUCAAUGACAACAGCCUCAGCAUGGAAGCCUUCCAGCACCGUUCUGUGUCCUGGUCACAGUUCAACAAGGAGAUCCUGCUGGGGCGUGGCUUCACAUUUUGGCAGUGGUUUGAUGGUGUCCUGGACCUCACCAAACGUUGUCUCCGGAGCUACUGGUCAGAUCGGCUGAUCAUUGGCUUUAUCAGCAAACAGUACGUCACUAGCCUUCUUGUCAACGAGCCUGAUGGAACCUUCCUCCUUCGCUUCAGCGACUCAGAGAUUGGAGGCAUCACCAUUGCCCAUGUCAUCUGGGGCCAGGAUGGCUCCCCGCAGAUAGAGAACAUCCAGCCAUUCUCUGCCAAAGACCUGUCCAUUCGCUCACUGGGGGACCGAAUCCGGGACCUUGCUCAGCUCAAAAACCUCUACCCCAAGAAACCCAAGGACGAGGCUUUCCGGAGCCACUACAAGCCUGAACAGAUGGGUAAGGAUGGCAGGGGUUAUGUCCCAGCUUCCAUCAAGAUGACUGUGGAAAGGGACCAGCCACUUCCCACCCUGGAGCCCCAGAUACCUUCCAUGGUGCCCACAUACGAUCUUGGAAUGGCCCCUGAUUCCUCCAUGAACAUGCAGCUUGGCCCAGAUACGGUGCCCCAGGUGUACCCACCACACGCUCACUCAUAUCCAGCCCUACCCCUGGAAGAAUCAGUCAGUGUGUUGCCAACCUUCCAGGAACCUCACCUGCAGAUGCCCCCCAGCUUGAGCCAGAUGAGCCUGCCCUUUGACCAACCUCUCCCUCAGGGCCUGAUGCCAUGCCAGUCUCAGGAGCAGGCCGUGUCCAGCCCUGAGCCCCUGCUGUGCUCAGAUGUGACCAUGGCAGAAGAUAGCUGCCUGAGCCAGCCAGUUGGAAGUUUCCCUCAGGGCACUUGGGUCAGUGAAGACAUGUUCCCACCCUUGCUGCCUCCCACUGAACAGGACCUCACCAAGCUUCUCCUGGAGGGGCAAGGGGAGUCAGGGGGAGGGUCCUUGGGAGCCCAGCCUCUACUUCAGCCCUCCCCCUAUGGGCAGUCUGGGAUCUCAAUGUCCCACCUGGACCUAAGGGCCAACCCUAGUUGGUGAUCCCAGCCAGAGGGGGAACCCAGAGACAGCUCUUUCACCCCCACAGACCUGCUCUGGACAGCUGCCCAUGCUCCUGCCAGCAGCAGGUGGGGUGCCCCCCACCCCCACCUACUCCCUGGCCAAGAGGAAGACUGCCAUAAGAAUGCACAGUGGGUGGAGCCCAUCCACAUCUUCCUUCCUUCCUACCACACACCCGUCCCCACCUUCCAGAACUGGAAGAGAAAUGCAGGUUCUAAAGUGAGACACACCACAGCACGCCUGCACAUGCAGAACACACAGCUCUCCUUGGAAGAUGGGAAUGAGCAGGAAGGGGGCUAGGCAAGAGCACAGUUUAGGGCAUGGAGGGCCUCUCCACCCUCUCCCAGCCAGGGCCCAGGCUGCCUGUGUAGAAACAUGCAGACAUGUGCACAUUUGCAGUAGAUAGGAUGGAGGGAUGACUCCCAGCCUGGGGUGAUGGGAAGCAGUACAGGACACCCUGGGUGGGAAGAGGGGGAGGGUCUGUGCAUCUGGUUACUGAUGUGGGUUUUGUCCAGAUUAAAAAACAAAUCCCAAACAGCCCCAAAUUACUGUCAGUCAGAUGUUUGGUUAUGUGUAGGUGAUUGGGCAGAAGUACAAGGGCUGUUUGUGCAUAGGUGUGUGAAAGUGUGUGUACCUGAGACAUGUUAAUAUAGAGAUGUUCACGUUACUUGUAUGGCCACAUAGAAAACAUGUCCGAUUUUGCCUGAGUGACACCACAAGUUUGGAAGUAUAAGACACUGCACACACACCAAGUGAGUGUGCUUGCCUCUUUGAUGUAUGCUAACUGCAAUGUACUCAGCUUUGAGUAUGGCUUUGUCCAGCUGGGUCUAUGUGGCUGUGACAUCUGUAUGUGGCUGCAGCUUCAGUGGCCAAUCUUGCAUGGAGAUAGUGGGUGAGUCUGGGGCCCAGGCUCGUGGUCCUCUCAGUGUAUGAGGGGGCCUACCCACUGCUUCCUUCCUAUUCCCCAUCCUUCUUGCCAGCUUCCUUCCAUUCCCCCAUCCCAUACCACCCUUUCUCCCUCUUUGUGGUGGGGGGUCAUAGAUCCUAAGCCAUAAAAUAAAUUUUAUUUCAAAAUAACAAAA